Messenger RNA from Panicum hallii, 2932 nucleotides. Its product is annotated as protein PLASTID MOVEMENT IMPAIRED 1. The coding region runs from base 168 to 2765 and encodes 865 amino acids. Lineage: Eukaryota; Viridiplantae; Streptophyta; Magnoliopsida; Poales; Poaceae. The record is from RefSeq and is a predicted model, not a curated record. The transcript has a single exon.
CUGUCACCAAACCAUGGCGCCGUCAACGUCCUCCUCUCGUCCCGCCAUACACUUCACCGUCUCCUCCUCUCCCUCACUUAUCCGCUCGGGAGACUUCACUUGCUUCUUAGGUGGACGAGCUUAGAUUGCUAGCGGCCGCCGGUGAGGUCGAGCGCUGCUGCAUCGCCAUGGCCGAGGACGGCAAGUCCGACGAUCAGAUCCUCAAUGAGCUCGACGCGCUCAGCCACACGCUCUACCAGCCGCACUCCAAGCGCCGCACCGCCUCCCUCGCGCUCCCUCGCGCGGGCGGCGACGGCAAUGCCGGCGGCGCCGACGCCGUCCGCGCGGAGGCGCGCCCGCUCUCCCGCCGCCUGUCCAUGUCUCCGUUCCGGUCGAGGCCUAAGCUGGACAAGACCUUGAACGAUGACGACGACGACUACGACGCGGCGGGCGUGGCGCUGCCGUCCAAGAGCCAGAGCUUCGCCGCGGUGACCACGAGGCUGUCCGUGGCCGGGGAGAAGAAGGGGAUAUGGGGCUGGAGGCCGAUCCGCGCGCUGUCGCGCAUCGGCAUGCAGCGGAUGGGCUGCCUCUUCUCCGUGGAGGUGGUGGCCGCGCAGGGCCUCCCGCCGUCCAUGAACGGGCUGCGCCUCGCCGUGGCCGUGCGCAAGAAGGAGACGCGCGACGGCGCCGUGCAGACCAUGCCGUCGCGCGUGCAGCAGGGAGGGGCCGACUUCGAGGAGAUGCUCUUCGUCCGGUGCAACCUCUACUGCAGCGGCGGCGGCGCCACGGGUAAGCCGCUCAGGUUCGAGCCCCGGCCGUUCCUUAUAUCGGCGGUCGCCGUGGAGGCGCCGGGGCUCGACCUCGGCCGGAACGCCGUGGACUUGAGCCUUCUCGUGAAGGAGUCCUUGGAAAAGAGCCAGCAAGGGGAGCGCGUCCGGCAGUGGGACAUGGCGUUCCCGCUCGCCGGGAAGGCCAAGGGCGGCGAGCUCGUCGUCAAGCUGUCGUUCCAGAUCAUGGACGAUGGAGGCGUCGGGCUGUACAGCCAACCAGCAGUCGCAGGCAGGACUAGCUCAUCUGCGUCCUCCUCCUUGCUUGCUCGAAAGCAUAGCAAGUCGUCGUUCAGCAUCACGAGCCCCAAGGUGGCGCGCCCGGAGCCGGCGCUGAUACCGUCGAAGGGCGCGCCAUCACCGGAUUUGCUGAGUAUUGAUGACUUCAAGCUCGACGAGCCUAGCCCGGUAGUGGCCGAGGUCAAGCAGGAGGAGCAGAAAGAGCCGGAGCGCGAGGCCGAGGAUGAGAAAGCCGAUGACUCAGAGUUCCCGGAGUUCGACAUCGUCGACAAGGGCGUGGAAGGGCAGGAAGAGAAGGAUGAACCGAAAGAGGAGGCUGAAGACAAGAAAGAAGCUGAGGAGGAGGAUGCUUCCGCGGCCGGCGGCGACGAGGUGGUCAAGGAGGUGGUGGUGCACGACAGCGCGCACACGUGGCGCCUCAACGAACUCGAGGCGAUCACCAACCAGAUCAAGGCCCUCGAGAAUAUGAUGCACAGCGACGUGCCGGACGCGGGCGCCGAGUCGCCGGAGCGCCAGGAGGAGGCGGCUGGGCUCGACGCCGACGAGGAGGAAGUGACUAGAGAGUUCUUGAUGCUGCUGGAACAAGGAGAGGACGGGGACGGGACGGGCAAGCUGACGGCUCGCCAGCAGGUGUCCUCGCUCAAGUCCGGCGCGAAGCCUGGCUCUGGCGACGACGCCACGUGUUACAUCUCCGACCUUGGCAAGGGGCUCGGCCCCGUCGUGCAGACCCGGGACGGCGGCUACCUGACCUCUAUGAACCCGUUCGACAUCCCGGUGGAGCGGAAGGAGCUACCCAAGCUCGCCAUGCAGCUGUCCAAGCCGUUCAUUCUCCACGACCAGAAGCUUCCCGGCGGCGGCGCCGAGGUGUUCCAACGCCUGUGCGCUGGCGGGUCUGAGGCCCUGUGCGCGAAGCUGGGCGCGCUCAUCUCCAUGGACGAUGUCGUUGGCAAGACGGCCGAACAGAUCGCGUUCGAGGGCAUGGCGUCGGCGAUCAUCACCGCACGGAGCAAGGAGGAGCUUGUCGCGAGCUCCACUGCGGCUCAGUCCGUCUCGUUGCUCCGGACAAUGUCCAUGGCGAUGAACGCCGGGCGCCAGGACAGGAUCGCAACGGGCAUCUGGCAUGUCCAGGAAGCGCCGGUGACCGUCGACGAGAUCCUGGCGUUCGCGCUGCAGAAGAUAGAGACGAUGGCCAUCGAGGCGCUCAAGGUCCAGGCCGACAUGAUCGACGACCAGGCCCCGUUCGAGGUAUCGCCAGACAAGACACAGGCCGGGCACCUCCUGGACACCGCCGCGCCGCCGGAGGAGUGGGCGAGCGCCUGCGCCGGCGCGGACGCGGUCACGUUGCUCGUGGUGGUCCAGCUAAGGGAUCCCCAGCGCCGGUACGAGGCCGUCGGCGCGCCGUCGGUCGUGAUCAUCCAGGCCGCACGAGCCGCCGCCGGCGGGGACGACGAGCCGAGGUUCAAGGUAGCAAACCUUCACCUCGGUGGCCUGCGGCUGAAGUCGCCCGACCGGCGAAACAUGUGGGACGGCGAGAAGCAGCGGCUCACGGCAAUGCACUGGCUCGUCGCCUACGGGCUCGGCAAGGCCAGCAGGAAGAGCCGGGCAGCAGCGGCGGGGAAGGCUGGGAGUGAGGUGCUCUGGAGCAUGUCGUCAAGGGUGAUGGCUGACAUGUGGCUGAAGCCGCUGCGCAACCCGGAUGUGAAGAUUCCCCAGAAAUAGCUGCAGAAAUCUUUGCUCCUACAGCUCACGAUUGUAAACUAUUUCAUUCCUGCAUUGUUGCAUUGUGGUGAAGCCAAAAAUAAAGGACUGUUCUGUUUCCUGUUUGUUUGAGAAAAUUGUAAGAAUCCAUACUAUGAACAAGGAAUAUUACUGUUACACUAAGAGAA